Epinephelus moara (kelp grouper) is the source of this 1533-nucleotide messenger RNA. RefSeq names its product growth factor independent 1B transcription repressor (gene gfi1b). The transcript is spliced from 7 exons. Gene Ontology annotation, biological process: regulation of transcription by RNA polymerase II. The coding region runs from base 244 to 1224 and encodes 326 amino acids. The record is from RefSeq and is a predicted model, not a curated record. Gene Ontology annotation, molecular function: RNA polymerase II cis-regulatory region sequence-specific DNA binding; DNA-binding transcription factor activity. Lineage: Eukaryota; Metazoa; Chordata; Actinopteri; Perciformes; Serranidae.
UCCACCUGCAGGUUGGCCCUUUCAUUGGUUGAAACCACAGUCAGAUUCUCCUGCGGAAUUAUCUGAUUGAAAUCAGGGAGGGGAGAAAAAGAGAGAGCAACAAGUGCGUUGGUUUUACGCUGCUUUGCUUUCAUGACUUUCAGAAAAGGAUUUGGGGACGCGUUUUUACUGCGCUAACAAGGACAUUUUUAUUAUUACUGCAACUUUCAUUUCGUCGGGAACUUGCUGGGUUAACGGAUCAACAUGCCCCGGUCAUUUCUGGUGAAAAACAAAAGGUGCACGUCCUUUAAUGUUCACCGAUCAUAUGAAGACGAGCCGAGGGCCCCCAUGUGUACAGAAGACCCACCAGAGGUUCAGAGCACAGACUCUGAGGACAGGCCUCAGUCCGAGGGCCAGUCUUCCCCUGUGGGCCACUGUGAAAAGGGGGAGGCAGAACUUGAGUGCCCCUUACCUGCUCACCCAGAGCCAACCAGGCCCCCUGUGGCCCCCACACAGCCUUACUACCUAAAUGAGCCUCACAUGGCUGGAUUCCCUCCCUACUACAAGCCGUCGUACGCUUGGGAGCCGGUGCCGUCCUCCUAUGAGCUCCGUCAGAUGAGUUUCAGCCCUACAGUGCUGCAACACGCCAGUAAUCUGUACGGCACCCACAUCAGCCGCAGCCCACAGCCUCAGCAGCCUCUGGACUGCAGCACGCACUACUCCCCCACCUCCAACACCUACCACUGUAUCACCUGUGACAAGGUGUUCUCAACGCCCCACGGACUGGAGGUUCACGUCAGGCGGUCGCACAGCGGAACGAGACCUUUUGGCUGCAGCAUCUGCAGGAAAACCUUCGGCCACUCUGUCAGUCUGGAGCAGCACAUGAACGUCCACUCUCAGGAAAAAAGCUUUGAGUGCAAGAUGUGUGGCAAAUCCUUCAAGCGUUCCUCCACCCUCUCCACCCACCUGCUCAUCCACUCGGACACAAGGCCUUACCCCUGCCAGUACUGCGGCAAGAGGUUUCACCAGAAGUCUGAUAUGAAGAAACACACAUACAUUCACACCGGUGAAAAGCCGCACAAAUGCCAAGUGUGUGGUAAAGCGUUCAGCCAGAGCUCCAACCUGAUCACACACAGCAGGAAACACACGGGCUUCAAACCGUUUGGAUGUGACAUUUGCUCCAAGGGCUUCCAACGCAAGGUGGAUCUCCGCAGGCACCACGAGAGCCAGCACGGCAUGAAGUGAAGAGGAGCAUGUGUCUAUAUGUAAAAUAAAUAUAUAUUAAAAUGAUGAGCUGAUAUUGAUUUCUAAUGGAAGGUGAUUUAACUUCAGAGAAAUGUAAUGUGUACAAUGAAGAAAUGAAUUAGUUAAUAUAUUGGAAAUGAUAUUUUGGAUGUGAUUACACGUGGAUGAAUGGGUGCUGAUGUCAUUUAGAUUCAAAAUAUGCGUACGAUUUGUUUUUCAUAUAAUUUAUUUGUAUGCCUGAGCUGUAUAUUAUAUUGGCUGAGUGUGAGUUGAUAAAUGCUUUCAAAUAAAGGGUGAAAAGAAGGAAAA